This is a messenger RNA of Protomyces lactucae-debilis, 4774 nucleotides long. RefSeq names its product P-loop containing nucleoside triphosphate hydrolase protein. Bases 96 to 4673 code for a protein of 1525 amino acids. Gene Ontology annotation, molecular function: actin filament binding; microfilament motor activity; ATP binding. Lineage: Eukaryota; Fungi; Ascomycota; Taphrinomycetes; Taphrinales; Protomycetaceae. Gene Ontology annotation, cellular component: myosin complex; cytoplasm; actin cytoskeleton. Gene Ontology annotation, biological process: actin filament organization; vesicle transport along actin filament. The transcript has 2 exons. The record is from RefSeq and is a predicted model, not a curated record.
CAGCAACAACCACCACCACCACCUCACCAGGCAGUCGCAGCAAGCACGGCCCUGCUCUGAGAAGCACAAGACACAACAGGGCAAAGGCCCUCUCCAUGGCAGAUCACUAUAAUGUUGGCCAGCGAUGUUGGUUCCAGCACGACGACCAGGCGUAUGUCUCUGGCGAACUGACCAAGCGCACACAAGAUGGACCCAAUAUCACCUUGCUUUUCACGGAUGAAGAGGGCCGGCAACAUACAGUCGCCACGACAGAGGAUAAAAUCAAAGCAGAAGACGCGUUCCUGCCUCCUCUGCGCAACCCGGCCAUCCUGGAACAAGGCAUUGAAGACUUGACGGACCUCUCAAACCUCAACACACCUUCUGUUCUUCAUGCCAUCCGGACGCGCUACCAGCAGCAGCAGAUUUACACCUACUCGGGCAUCGUCUUGAUUGCGGUCAACCCAUUCCAGUCCAUCCCCGCCUACAGCAACGAGUGGGUCCAGCAGUACUCCAACAAGCCCAAGGUAUCCAUUGAACCUCACUUGUUUGCCAUUGCAGAGGAAGCAUACCGAUGCAUGAAGCGCGAGGGCAAGAACCAAACAAUCAUUGUUUCUGGGGAGUCUGGCGCAGGCAAAACCGUAUCGGCAAAAUACAUCAUGCGAUACUUUGCAACAGUCGAAGACCCUGACCAGCCGCGUGUCCGAGAUCGCGCUGAUGGCAUGAGCCACACCGAGAAGCAGAUUCUCGCCACCAAUCCCAUCAUGGAGGCCUUUGGUAAUGCCAAAACAACGCGCAAUGACAAUUCUUCGCGUUUUGGCAAGUACAUUGAGAUCCUCUUUGACAAGUCGUAUGAGAUUAUCGGAGCCAAGAUUCGCACCUAUCUGCUCGAGCGCUCAAGGCUCAAUUUUCAAGCUGCCACGGAACGCAACUACCACAUUUUCUACCAACUAUGUGCUGGCUUGAACGCAGAGCAAAAGAAGCUACUGUCUCUUGAAGAUUGCUCCGCUUACAAAUACCUCAAUCAAGGUGGCGAAUCAAAGAUUGUCAACGUCGACGACGCGGAAGAAUUUGCCGCCACGCAAGCAUCCUUAACGACCAUCGGUGUUUCUGAGGACGACCAAACCUCAAUUUGGCGCAUCCUGGCUGGUCUCCUGCAUCUCGGCAAUGUCGAAAUUACGGCGUCGCGCGAUACAGCUGUCCUCAGUUCUACUGACGAAAGCCUUGUUAAAGUAUGCAGCCUCCUUGAAAUUGAUCCGGCCCUCUUUACCAAGUGGCUCAUCAAGAAGCAAGUCAAAGCAAGGAAUGAGAAGAUUGAAUCAGCUCGCCCCCAAAAAGAGGCGCUCGUGGUGCGUGACUCCAUCACAAAGUUCAUCUACAGCAGUCUCUUUGAUUGGCUUGUUCGUGCCAUCAACACAAGUCUCGCUUCCGACGAGGUGUUGGCCAAGGUCAAGUCCUUCAUCGGCGUGCUCGACAUCUAUGGCUUUGAGCAUUUCCAGCGCAAUUCCUUCGAACAAUUCUGCAUCAAUUACGCCAAUGAAAAGCUGCAGCAAGAGUUCAAUUCGCAUGUCUUUAAGCUUGAGCAAGAAGAGUACCUUCGUGAAGAGAUCCCCUGGGAGAUGAUUGACUUUUCCGACAACGGGCCGGCCAUUGACUUGAUUGAAGGCAAGUCAAGCAUCUUGUCUUUGCUCGACGAGCAAUGUCGAUUACCCUCUGGAAACGAUGCUGCAUUCAGGCAAAGAAUCACAGAGACGUUCAAGGACAACCCCAACUUUGAGGUGCCAAAGCUCAAAAACUCGUCCUUUACAGUCAAGCACUAUGCGCUGCCGGUCACAUACGAAGCAGACGGCUUUUUGGAAAAGAACAAGGAUACCCUGCCUGACGAGCUCUUUGAGGUAUUGAACGCCAGUAAGAAUGCCUUUUUCAGGGACGUCCUUGCGAGUUCUGCAGCACUUGCACCGGUUGACGUCAAGAAGCCUGGCACUGUUGCACGAAAGCCGACUCUUGGGUCUAUCUUCAAGAACUCGCUCGGCAAGCUCAUGGAGACGAUUGAUGAAACGAAUGCUCACUACAUCCGCUGCAUCAAACCAAAUGAAGCGAAACGUCCGUGGGAAUUUGAGCCCAACAUGGUCAUGGGCCAGAUGACGGCGUGUGGUGUGCUGGAAACGAUUCGCAUCAGUUGUGCUGGCUACCCGUCGCGUUGGACAUUUGCUGAGUUUGUCGAGCGUUACUUCAGCCUGGUUCCUUCUUCCCAACUACAGCCAAAGGGAGACGAGCCGUUGGACAUUCGCGACAUUUCCAGGCGUAUCCUCAAAGCAGUAUUCCCGACCGACACUGGUUAUCAGAUUGGCUUGACGAAGAUCUUCUUCAAGCCAGGCAUGCUCUCAACCGUGGAGGAGCGACGUUCAGCCAGGCUACAUGCAUGUGCAUUAAUGAUACAAAAGCACAUCAAGGGCUGGCUCGUCUUCCGGCGUUACAUGCGCCUGAGGGCAACAGUGGGGGCUUUGCAAGCUCUCUCGAAGGGUCGACUUGCUAGACUCAAGGCAGAACGUAUGCGGCUAGAGCGUGCGCAUGCCAUCCAAAUACAAGCAAUUCUUCGCGGCUUCUUCGCUCGUCGUCAAUAUACAGAUCUCCGACGAAACAAGGCAGCCACAACCAUCCAACAUCGCUACCGCGCACAUCAAGCGCAUUCGCGCUGGACAAAGCUCAACAGCUGUGCCACCACUUUGCAAAAGAAUUACAAAGUCAAAUUGGCGAAACGCGAAGUGGUCAAGCUUCGUAAGGAGCAGACAGAAGUGCGUGCCUUUGCAGAGAAGAAUGCCGGCUUGGAAAACAAAAUCAUCUCCCUGUCGAAUGAGCUGCGAGAUGCAAAGCGAGAGGCAAAGUCACUGCAAGGCAAGUUGCAAACGCUCAAUGCACAGCUAGAAAGUAUAACGGCCGCCAAAACAACCCUUGAGACCAGUCACAGCGAUGCGCAGCGAGAGCUCGCGUCUACUCGCGAGCAAGCAUCAGGCUUCUCGGUGGCGACCGCUAAAGUUCAAGAGUUGCUGGCAAAGCUCCAGACCUCCGAGACGUCACUCGAGGCACGCUCCGUUGAAUUUGAUACUUUGCAAAAGCAGCUGGACGCCAAAUCAGCCGCGCUGCAAGCAGCUCUCGAUGAGGUGCAAGAGGAACGCGAGACACGGGCCUCUCUCCAGCAAGAGAUGGCCAAGCUGAAGGCUAGCAUGACGGCACUAGCACCGAUCAAUGGAUCGCCAGAGACCACACGGACGACCCAACCAGCACGCAAGACAUCAAAUCGCCAUACAGUUGUGCUACCGAAUGGACACAAUAGUGAGUUUGACGUCGGAUUCGAUGCUCGCCGUGUCUCCGUUGGAGAAGUGAUUGCUCAGCGUCACAUUUCGGGUACAUCCAUGGUGACGAGCAAUGCCGACAAGAUCAUGGAGAUUCUCGAAGAUGAUGACCUGAUGAAUAACGAAAUCAUGUACGGCAUGAUUCAAGCGCUCAAAAUCCCACAAGCAAGUCUGCAGACCCCACCCUCUGAAGCGGAUGUCUUGUUCCCUGCGCAACUGAUCAAUCUGAUUGUCCAACAAAUGUGGCAACAGGGCUUCGUCAAGGAGUCGGAGCGCUUCCUGGCCAAUGUCAUGCAGUCCAUUCAACAGCAAGUCAUGACUUUUACUGGCGAAGAUAUUAUUGCGCCUGGUGCGUUCUGGAUGUCGAACGUUCAUGAGAUUUUAUCCUUUGUGUGUAUGGCCGAAAACGACAUCUUGGGCGGCACUCAGGAAAUGGAGAGAGACGAACUGCAGGAGUACGAUCGCUUGAUUGGACUGGUCAAGCACGAUCUAGAAUCGCUUGAGUUCAACAUCUACCACACCUGGCUCCAAGAAAUCAAAAAGAAGCUGAGCAAGAUGAUCAUCCCUGCAACAAUUGAGACUCAAUCUUUGCCUGGUUUCAUGACGAAUGAGCCUUCAAGAUUCUUUAACAAAUUGCUUCCUAGUUCCGGCCCUGCCUUCACCAUGGAUGAAUUGCUGAAUCUCUUCAACAAGGUGUUCAAGACAAUCCGGUCCUUCUACCUAGAAGCAAGCAUCAUGAAGCAGGCCCUGACUGAAAUGCUCAAGCUAGUUGGCGUUGUUGCCUUCAAUGACUUGCUCAUGCGGCGCAACUUUUUGUCAUGGAAGCGCGGUCUUCAGAUCAAUUACAACAUCACGAGGAUUGAAGAGUGGUGCAAGAGCCACGACUUGCCCGAGGGGACCUUGCAGCUGGAGCACCUAAUGCAGGCCACCAAGCUACUCCAGCUCAAGAAGGUGACGAUUGCCGAUGUUGAGAUUCUCUAUGAUAUCUGCUGGUGCCUGUCGAAUCGGCAGAUCCACCGGCUCAUCAACCAGUACUACCCGGCAGACUAUGAGAACCCACUCAGCCCUGAAAUACUCAAGGCUGUAGCUGGGAGAAUCACAGAGGAGGAACGGACAGAAAUCUUGCUGGAUGCCAAGCCCCUCACAGACUCUGGCGAGUUUGAGAUCCCAGAGCCGCGGGAGAUCCAGGCUGUGCCCAUUCCAUAUGUGCCGUCCUACUUGAGCCUGAUUCGGGUGAAGCUACUGCUGAAGUUGGUAGCCGAGGAGCAGCCUGAGCUGGUUGAGCCGCGGCCUGCUGUGCUCUCGCUGCCGCAGUCGAGAGAUGAGACAUCUACACAGGUAUAAUAGAGUUCUUCGGACGUACUUACUGCGUCUUGACUAGGUACAAACUGUUGCUUAGAAGUAGUGACUUAGUAGUGUAGCAGAAUAGCCGACUUUUUGGGUCC